Messenger RNA from Dipodomys spectabilis (banner-tailed kangaroo rat), 7024 nucleotides. It is a transcript of the gene Pde4d, whose product is annotated as phosphodiesterase 4D. Lineage: Eukaryota; Metazoa; Chordata; Mammalia; Rodentia; Heteromyidae. The transcript has 16 exons. Gene Ontology annotation, biological process: regulation of cardiac muscle cell contraction; signal transduction; cAMP catabolic process. Bases 680 to 2797 code for a protein of 705 amino acids. The record is from RefSeq and is a predicted model, not a curated record. Gene Ontology annotation, cellular component: cytosol; perinuclear region of cytoplasm; nucleus. Gene Ontology annotation, molecular function: 3',5'-cyclic-AMP phosphodiesterase activity; ATPase binding; transmembrane transporter binding.
CAGAGCUGGGGCGGCACAUCCCAGGGCAGAAAAGGUGGCUGCGAGGAUUCCAAACGUUCUGCUUGCAAAUUCAGCGAGAAGGGACUCCAGCAGGAGCCUGUUGCCAUUGUGUUUUAAAAGCAGGCAAGUGGAAACCAGCAAUUCUGAGAUUUGGGGAAGAAGUUGACUUUGGCUCUAUAUAUGGUUUCCAAUCCCUCUGCCCAGGUCUUUGUCCAACACGUCUCAGACGGUAGCACUGCAUUAAAGUGACCACACGGGAAUAUGUGCCUAAGAAAGAAGAAAAAGCAAUAUUCAUUUCUAAAUGACAGCAUGGCAAAGCAACCUGAACUUUUCCAUUUCCCUUCUGACACUUCGGUCACAAGGAUAACAAGAAACUGUCUUUUGAGUCCUUUUGUCCCACAUUCCAUAGUUCUUCCUUUGAGGAUGCAUUAAUUUAUACUCAAGGCAAUUGGAUUAAAAAAAACAAACCAGGACAAUAUUUGCCAUCAUUUAAGAUUAGCAGUUUGACUGGUUAUUUUAGGAUGUUGACUAACUAAUGGAGCCUAAAUGGAUGGACCUGUACCUGCAGGGUGCUCUGUGAUGUUUCGUUCUUCAAAUCCUGGAAGGGCUUUUAUUGUUGCUUUUGGGGAUUUUGGGGGGGAAUCUUUUUGGAACUCAAUACUUGUUGCAAUAAUUGCCCAUGAUAGCUGCACAAACAAAAGAGUUGGAAUCAUCUGUGAAAAUCACUACAUGUAACACAGGAGAGAAGGAAAAUAUUGAUGACAAGAAAUCUGCGAACAUGAUGCACGUGAAUAAUUUCCCCUUUAGAAGGCAUUCCUGGAUAUGUUUCGAUGUGGACAAUGGCACAUCUUCGGGACGGAGUCCCUUGGAUCCCAUGACCAGCCCAGGAUCUGGGCUAAUUCUCCAAGCAAACUUUGUCCACAGUCAACGCCGGGAGUCCUUCCUGUACCGAUCUGACAGUGAUUAUGAUCUCUCUCCAAAGUCUAUGUCCCGGAACUCCUCCAUUGCCAGUGAUAUACAUGGAGAUGACUUGAUUGUGACUCCGUUUGCUCAGGUCUUGGCCAGCCUGAGGACUGUACGGAACAACUUUGCUGCAUUAACUAAUUUGCAAGAUCGAGCACCUAAUAAAAGAUCACCCAUGUGCAACCAACCAUCCAUCAACAAAGCCACCAUAACAGAGGAGGCCUACCAGAAACUGGCCAGCGAGACCCUGGAGGAGCUGGACUGGUGUCUGGACCAGCUAGAGACCCUGCAGACCAGGCACUCCGUCAGUGAGAUGGCCUCCAAUAAGUUUAAAAGGAUGCUUAAUCGGGAGCUCACCCAUCUCUCUGAAAUGAGUCGGUCUGGAAAUCAAGUUUCGGAGUAUAUAUCAAACACAUUCUUAGAUAAGCAACAUGAAGUGGAAAUUCCUUCUCCAACUCAGAAGGAAAAGGAGAAAAAGAAAAGACCAAUGUCUCAGAUCAGUGGAGUCAAGAAAUUGAUGCACAGUUCUAGUCUGACUAAUUCAAGUAUCCCGAGGUUUGGGGUUAAAACAGAACAAGAAGAUGUCCUGGCCAAGGAACUAGAAGAUGUGAACAAAUGGGGUCUUCACGUUUUCAGAAUAGCAGAGUUGUCUGGUAACCGGCCACUGACUGUUAUCAUGCACACCAUUUUUCAGGAACGGGACCUGUUAAAAACCUUUAAAAUUCCAGUAGACACUUUGAUUACAUAUCUUAUGACCCUUGAAGACCAUUACCAUGCUGAUGUGGCCUAUCACAACAAUAUUCAUGCUGCAGAUGUUGUCCAAUCUACUCAUGUGCUAUUAUCUACACCUGCUUUGGAGGCUGUGUUUACAGAUUUAGAGAUUCUUGCAGCAAUUUUUGCCAGUGCAAUACAUGAUGUAGAUCAUCCUGGUGUGUCAAAUCAGUUUCUGAUCAAUACAAAUUCUGAACUUGCCUUGAUGUACAACGACUCCUCUGUCUUAGAAAACCAUCAUUUGGCUGUGGGCUUUAAGUUGCUACAGGAAGAAAACUGUGACAUUUUCCAAAAUUUGACCAAAAAACAAAGACAAUCCUUAAGGAAAAUGGUCAUUGACAUUGUUCUUGCGACAGAUAUGUCCAAACACAUGAAUCUGCUGGCUGAUUUGAAAACUAUGGUUGAAACUAAGAAAGUGACAAGUUCUGGGGUUCUCCUUCUUGAUAAUUAUUCUGAUAGGAUUCAGGUCCUUCAGAAUAUGGUGCACUGUGCAGAUCUCAGCAACCCCACGAAGCCUCUGCAGCUGUACCGCCAGUGGACAGACCGGAUAAUGGAGGAGUUCUUCCGCCAAGGAGACCGGGAAAGAGAGCGCGGCAUGGAGAUCAGCCCCAUGUGUGACAAGCACAACGCAUCUGUGGAAAAAUCACAGGUGGGCUUCAUAGACUAUAUUGUUCAUCCACUCUGGGAGACGUGGGCAGACCUCGUACAUCCUGAUGCCCAGGACAUUUUGGACACUUUGGAGGACAAUCGGGAGUGGUACCAGAGCACAAUCCCUCAGAGCCCCUCUCCUGCACCUGAUGAUCAAGAAGAGGGCCGGCAGGGUCAAACUGAGAAAUUCCAGUUUGAACUAACUUUAGAGGAAGACGGCGAGUCAGACACGGAAAAGGAUAGUGGAAGUCAAGUGGAAGAAGACACUAGCUGCAGUGACUCCAAGACUCUGUGUACACAGGACUCAGAGUCUACUGAAAUUCCCCUUGAUGAACAGGUAGAAGAGGAGGCAGUAGCAGAAGAAGAAAGCCAGCCAGAAGUUUGUGUCAUAGAUGACUCUUCUCCUGAUACGUAACAGUGCAAAGACUCUCACACCUUUUUGUUUUGUUUUGUUUUGUUUUUAAGUAGAAAAAAAUCAUUGUUUCCAAAGUGCAUGUCACAUGCCACAACCAUGGUCACACCUCACUGUCAUCUGCCAGGACCUUUGCUGAACAAAACUGACCUUGACUACUCAGUCUGGCGCUCAGGAAUAUUGUAACCAAUUCUUUUCACCUUCCCAUGUCUGGAGAGCAAGGGGGACAUCUUCAUAAGCAGCAUUUUAACCUGAUUUCAGCUUCAUAGAGCUGACAAAGCAGAUAAAAUCAACUCCAAAAUGUUUGUAAGGGAAUGUGGCUCAUCAGGCAGCCCAAAAGUGGAAAAGACUUGGGGUUCCUUUUCUCAUUUGUGUGUUACAUUUUCAGAAAUAAGGCAUUUCACAGGUGGAGUGAACUCAAUUAAUAAAGCAACAACAACAACAAAAUGUCUUGAAGGGGACACAGCAUGAAUCUGUUCCCAGAAGGAGUAUGAGCCACAGGAAUUGCAUAAUUUUCUAAUUUCAAGUCUUCCUGAUACGUGACUGAAUAGUGUGGUUCAGUGAGCUACACUCACCUCUACAUUUUGUAUGAUAUGUAAAACAGAUUUUUUGUAGAGCUUACUUUUAUUAUUAAAUGUAUUGAGGUAUUAUAUUUAAAAAAAAAAAAACUCUGUUCAGAACUUCAUCUGCCACUGGUUAUUUUUUUCUAAGGAGUAACUUGCAAGUUUUCAGUACAAACCUGUGCUACACUGGAUAAAUCUAAUUUACGAAUUUUACCUGCACCUUUACAGUUCAUAGCAAUUAACUGAUUUGUAGUGAUUCAUUGUUUUAUAUACCAAUGACUUCCAUAUUUUAAGACAAAAAAAACCUUAUGUUGCAGGAAACCCUGUUUGUAAGUCUUUGCUUACUUGCUUUUUAUUUCACUAUUUCCUAGUCAACAGAGUUGCUCUCUACCAAUGUCUUUCUUCACAGUGUCCAAAGUGAAUAUUCUGUAAUAUUUUGAUGUGCAUUAUGUCAAAUGUGUCUUAAGUCUCAUAGAAACUCAAUCAUCAGUUGGUGUCUGAAUCAAAUGGAAGAUGUGUAAAUACCCAGUAGCUAACACAGUCUGUCUUUUUUAGGUAUUUUCCCACCUACUGUCUUCUGAUGACUUUUUGCUGUGUCAAGAGGCAUGCAUUUCACCAGUGCAUGUCUUUGUAAUAACCUACACAUUUCUCAUCUGUAUUUUUUAAUAGUCUGUUAUAGUGAGAAAAGCAUUUUCCCUUCAUGCAGCUUUAUUAUUUAAUGUGUGCUUGAACUAAUAUCCAUGCCCACUUGGUGGCAUCUUACCAAGUAUGUCACCACCGUUCUUAUUGAUGAUACAGUCAAGUCAGGGUUAGCAUUCAUUUCUACCAUGCAGUUGUAUGUCAUGACUAGCUUUUACUCUGAAUUACAGAAAAAAUUAACAGCUAGCUAGGUGAUUUUUGUAAAGUCCUCAAAGAAUAUAUUAACAAACACCAGUACUCUUCUCUCAUUUCUGUGACUUCACCAUUGGAUUUAGAACUACAUGAGGAAUAAUUCAGGGAAGAGAUUGGAAGUAUAGCAGCUACUCUUUCUUAGUGGAUAGCUGUGUAACAUGUAGGAAUUGCUUUAUCACUUAUCUUUGACCCAUAGGCAUGUUGUGUGGGGUGGAACUAUUUCUAAAAACACAGUAAGGGGAGAGCAAUUAAUGCCAGCAACACCAGAGGCCUGGUCAUGUGAUACAGUAUAAUGUUGGGCUGGUCAAAUGGUUCUGCCUAAAGAUUGGAGCUCACUCUCAACUGAUUUCAGCACCAGAACUAUACUGGCAUUUUGGAGAAAAAUCAUUUAUAUAGAGACUUCUGAGGACUACUAAUAAUCCUCAGGCACAGAAUUGAUCCACAGUGAACACAGUUCCCAAUUCCAGUCUUCAGAAAUCCAACAGCUGUUCCUUUGUUAGAGAAAUUAUUUCUCAGAUCUUUUACUUGGUCCAGAAUCAGAUUCUACUGAUUAAUUAUAGGGUUUCCACACACUUUCCCUUUUAAAGAUCAAACAGAGCAAUCUUUCAGAUAGAAGCCUAUGUCUGACCAAAUGGUUUCACAAGAACACCUGGGACCUUGCUUCUCUUUGUAUUCGUCCUGAGGGGCGGUCUAGAAGGAAAGACAGAGUCUAGGACUUACCCCUCUUUCCAAAUUGUGCUCAUUUCCUUCCCCACCCUAUACUUGGUGUUUGCCCCCCACAGAGUGCCUGGAAUCUUUAUAAUGAAAAAAAUUUAAAGCAGCAAUAUGUCAUAAACGAAACCUGAAAAGUUUGUAACUGCACUAAUGGAAGCUUUUUUUCCAGUUUGCUGGCUUUUAAUGGUACCAUGUUGUAACACCCAUCAAUGGACAAUCAAAUUGCAGGAAAACACCGUAAGAUCCAAGAUUUAAGGACUAAUGCAUGAUUCAGUCUGCUUACCCUCUUCCUUCUCUCCCCCUUUGCACUCUCUUCCAGCCCUGUGCUCACCAAAGUGUGCUUCACAGGUACACACUGCUGAAAAACAUACAUCCUUAUCCAAAUAGCUUUACAUUUCCUAAAAUGCCAUAAGAAAAUGUAAUAUCUGGGUACGGAAUAAGGGGGCAAGUCCCAAGUUUGCAUAAGACAAGUACAUUUCAGCUUGCAAGUUACUGAACACAAAAAAUGCUAUUUGGAUUUUGUUUCACAUCAGUUAAAAGUUACAAGAAAAUAAUGUAGAUAGAAUUAAUUGCAGACAAGGAAAGAAAAAAAAACUUGAAUGAAGUGGAUUUUACAGAAAGCUUUAUGAUAAUUUUUGAAUGCAUUAUUUAUUUUUUUCUGCCAUGCAUUUUUUCUCACCAAAUGACCUUACCUGUAAUACAGUCUUGUUUGUCUGUUUACAACCAUGUAUUUAUUGCAAUGUACAUACUGUAAUGUUAAUUGUAAAUUAUCAGUUCUUAUUAAAACAUCGUCCUGUGAUGGGAUGGUGUUGAUAUAUUUGGAAACUCUUGGUGAGAGAAUGAAUGGUGUGUAUACAUACUCCUUGUACAUUUUUCUUUUCUUCUGUAAUAUAGUCUUGUCACUUUAGAGCUUGUUUAUGGAAGAUUCAAGAAAACUAUAAAAUACAUAAAGAUAUAUAAAUUUAAAUAACAUAGCUGCAGGUCUUUGGUCCCAGGGCUGUGCCUUAACUUUAACCAGUAUUUUCUUCUCUUUUGCUGCAUUUCAAACUAAGGUCAUGGUAGGCUAGGGCUGAGCAUUAUAUAUCCAAACUUUAAAAUGAUUGGAUUUCUGGCAGUUGCUAGGUUUGACAAAACCCAUAGAUCACCUCUGAAGGAUCAUGUGACCCUUUUAAGAUAUAAGCUUUAAAAUACUUCUUGCCAACGAGUGAUCUUGCGUGGAUGGUGACUUUUUCCAGCUGUCAAGCAGGAGCUACCUUUGCUUUUUACUUUCAAACAUGACUGUGGGAAUACUCCUGUCCAAUGAUUAUAGAAAGGCCCUUUGUUUUCUAGGGAUCACAGGAAAUGGAACUUGUUUGGAACUAGAGUCAACUCAUCUUGGUUUAUCUGCUCACCAACUUUCUAUCAUGUAAAGAAGCUGUACAUUAUGAAAAAGCUCAUUGGUUUAUUUCUUGAAUUUUUCUCUUAAGAACAACCGAAUUUCCAAAUGUAUGUAAAUCCAUUUAUUUCAACACUAAGUUAUCUAUGUUGCCAGUUCACAUAAGUAACUCUUCUCUAAAACAUGAUUCUGUAAAACAUGCAUUCAUUUAGCAUUUUUAAAAAUUUACAUUUUCACAGUGGUCAGCUCCUGACAGCCAUGGAAAAUUCUGAGUAAAUAGUGUGGAAAUCACUUCUUACUGCUGCUCAGCCCUUGGGACAUGUGACGUCAGUGAAAGGAAGGAUACUUUUCUAGGAAAAAUGAGCCUCCUAUUAUUUUAUUUUAUUUUGACACAAACUGUAGAUUUUAGCAGCCCUGGCCCAAAGGAAUUUGAUUACUUUUGUUUUAAACAGUAUAAAUGGGACACUACAAUUACAAAAUACAUCCUUACUGAUUUUAUUUUUUUUAAUUUUUAUUUCUUUGGAUAUGUUUUCAGAGUGGUAAAUUGUGUGUGAGCAUUACAAAUGAUGAUUCUUUUAGUAGUUUCUUAGCCUCUCUUACAGCCCAUGGGGAUAGUACUGUACAUCGAUACCUUCCUAUGAAAUUUUUAUAUGCAAUGAAAAUAAAAGCAUGGGUUGAUUCUGCCUA